Arabidopsis lyrata subsp. lyrata is the source of this 1752-nucleotide messenger RNA. RefSeq lists its product as uncharacterized. The record is from RefSeq and is a predicted model, not a curated record. Bases 1 to 1752 code for a protein of 583 amino acids. Gene Ontology annotation, molecular function: RNA-DNA hybrid ribonuclease activity; nucleic acid binding. The transcript has 3 exons. Lineage: Eukaryota; Viridiplantae; Streptophyta; Magnoliopsida; Brassicales; Brassicaceae.
AUGCUAAAGGAUCCACAAUCACUGCUUACCCGUGUCCUAAGAGCUAAAUACUUCUCUAAAUCCUCUUUACUGGAGGCAAAACUUGGACACCGUCCAAGUCAUUCAUGGAGAAGCAUCCUCCAAGGUACGCAGCUCCUUAAACAGGGUUUAAAAUGGGAUGUUGGUGAUGGAAAGACAAUUAAAGUCUGGCAUGACCCAUGGUUGAGCAAUCCUCCAAGGCCUGCUAGGAGUUUAUUACCCCCUGCCACUGAUCUUCUAACUGUUUCAGAUCUUAUGAAGCCUAACUUGAGUAUGUGGGAUGAUAUCAAACUUCAGGAGAGAGUUCAUCCAGAAGAUAUUCCUCUCAUCAAGAAAACUCGAUUGCGACUCAUCAAAACACAUGACACUCCUACCUGGAUUUUCACAAACGAUGGCCAAUACACAGUUAGAUCAGGCUACCAUCAAUUAACCAAGCCAGGUACAGAGCAUAAUCCUGCAAAUUCUUCAAUAAAUACAUUAUGGAAGCAACUCUGGAAGUUAAAUAUCCCACCAAAAAUUAAACUUUUUUGGUGGCGAGUUCUUCACAAUGCCCUCCCAGUAGCUGAUAAUCUUGCCCGCAGGAAGCUCAAGAUUCUAUUAGACUGUAUAUUUUGUGGUGAUGCAAAAGAGUCUAUCCUCCAUCUUCUCUUUCAGUGUCGCUUUGCCAAAGAAGUAUGGGAGUUAUCACCACUUCGAAUUCAGCCAGGUCAGUUAGAGGGUAAAACAUUUCUUUCUGAUAUCAUGCAACAUCUUUUGAUGCUUAAGGAUCAGACUAUGCUUCAAGAACACCUCUUUCCUUUUAUUGGAUGGAGACUGUGGAAAGCUCGCAAUGAGUUGUUUUUUAACAACAAAAAAAGGGCUAUACCUGACAUCAUACAAUAUGCCUUGAUGGAUUAUAACCUUUGGAAAGAUUCUCAAUCUGAUCCUAAUGCAUUGAAUAUGCAUAAAGCAAAGCCAAAAGUGGCUACACUCCAAGAAAUUAUGCAGCAUACCUCAUCCUUGAUAUGUUGUGCAGAUGCUUCCUGGACUGAUUCAAGCUCAAAGGCAGGUAUUGGAUGGAUCCUCCUCACUCCACAAGGUGGCAGAAUCCUCCGAAGAUUCUCCUCAGUUGAUCCUGUAAAUUCUGCACUUGAAGCUGAGGCUCUAGCACUAAAAGAAGCCCUAUUACAUGUGAGACGCCUCCAAUACAAAAAUGUUAUCUUCUGUGGUGAUUCACUCACUCUCUAUCGUCACUUGGAAAAAACAACGAAGCUGCCACAUUCACUUCCUAGCCUUUUGGAGAUUCAACCUUACUUGGAUGACAUAGCAGCCAUCACUAUAAGCUCUUUUUCUUUUAAGUACAUCUGUAGAAGUGAUAACAAUGCUGCUGAUCUUAUAGCAAAAACUGCUAGAUCCUCGGUAGGAACGCACCGAGGUGCUACAAAGUGGACUUCUCCCGGUUCAACGGUUCAACGAUUCAACGGAUACCAUGAGCUCCGAGCGGACUCGGGUCGAACGGGCCAUGAGAUCCAUGAGAUCCAGAAUUGGGCCACCACACUGCCUGAUCCGAGUUUGGAGUGCCUUCCGACUAAUGCCAGGGGUAGUCAGGCCGCCUACAUUUCUGGUUACCAGGAAGAAUCGAACUCAGGUUUGGGAGUUUCACCAUUUCCCAAAGAUUCCUCUGCCACUAGACCACAGAUGUUUGGGCGCUUGAAUCUUUCUAAACAAAUCUUCAAUCUUAAUCUCAAAACAUAG